Molecule: messenger RNA, 774 nt
Organism: Vicia villosa (hairy vetch)
Lineage: Eukaryota; Viridiplantae; Streptophyta; Magnoliopsida; Fabales; Fabaceae
Exons: 2
Coding region: 1-774 (257 amino acids)
Source: RefSeq, a predicted model, not a curated record
AUGGAUCUGUGCUUGAAGGAGGAGCUAGAAUCGGUUGAGAAGAACAAUACUUGGGAGUUAAUUGAUUUACCGAAAGAAAAGAAGCUAAUUGGGGUAAUAUGGGUGUUCAAAGUUAACGCAAAUACCAAGGGUGAAAUAAUCAAGCAUAAGCCUUAUUUGGUUGAAAAUGGAUUUUUGCAAAGAGAAUGCUUAUACUUUGAAGAGGUAUAUGCACUGGUUUUUAGAAAUGAAAACAUUAGACUCGUUGGAGAUUUGUUGAUCACAGGAAGCAACGAAACAAGCAUUUCUAAGUUCAAGAGUGAGCUUAUGAAAGAGUUUGAGAUGACCAACCUUGGCCUAAUGACAUACUUCCUUGUUAUUGAGUUCCACAAGUCCAAGAAGGGACUACUCAUGCUCCAAAAAAGGUACGCGCUUGAGAUUUUGAAGAAGUUUGAAAUGGAGCAUUGUAAUUCUGCCAUUACUCCAGGUGAACCAAGACUAUUGUUGUUGAAGAAUGAGGAUGAGAAAUCGGUGAACCCAACUCAGUAUAGGAGGCUAAUUGGAUCCUUACGUUACUUUUGCAAUACGUGGCCAAAUUUGGUGUUUAAUGUCAAUAUUGUGAGUGGAUUCAUGGAGAUGCCAAAGUUGUCUCACUUGGCAGAAGUCAAGAGGAUUCUAAUAUACAUCAAAGGAUCUAUUGCCUGCAGAAUUCUCUUUCCUGCAGCAAACACGGGCAAAAAAUGCAAUUUGUGGAGUUUUACCAAUUCCAAUUGGUGCCGAGAUAAAUAUGAUUGA